Molecule: messenger RNA, 3483 nt
Organism: Cryptotermes secundus
Lineage: Eukaryota; Metazoa; Arthropoda; Insecta; Blattodea; Kalotermitidae
Product: high affinity cationic amino acid transporter 1
Exons: 16
Coding region: 271-2187 (638 amino acids)
Biological process (GO): amino acid transport; transmembrane transport
Cellular component (GO): plasma membrane
Molecular function (GO): amino acid transmembrane transporter activity
Source: RefSeq, a predicted model, not a curated record
AUCGGCCGCUCCAAUCCAAGAUAUCACCGGCAUUCGUGCAUUAAGCAGCUCACGAGGACUAUGUACAGUUAUCCACAAUCCGUGUAACUGAGCACAGCUGCUGGUGUCCUUGACGACUGCCUCGUUUGCCUUGUUAACAGUUCCGCAGCCAUAUUCAGCUGUAUGAAGAACAUCUGCUGCAUCUGAAUUCGGUACUGAUCGUUAGUGUCACUUAUCCCGGUCUGGGGGGGUGGAGUGAGGACCAGGCUAAGACACCUUGCCCUAACUGCGAUGGUAGUGAGCACUGGCUGGAGCUGGUGGCAUGCUCUGGGUCGACGCAAGGUACUGGAUUCCCUUGCAUUAGGCAGUUCUGAGCUAGCUCGUGUCCUCAGCACCUUUGACCUUACUGCUCUUGGUGUGGGAAGCACUCUGGGAGUUGGUGUAUACGUACUUGCAGGAAAUGUUUCCAAGAACAUUGCAGGCCCAGCUGUGGUUGUGUCCUUCCUGAUAGCAGCUGUUGCAUCUCUAUUUGCAGGAUUGUGUUAUGCAGAAUUUGGAGCAAGGGUUCCUCGAGCAGGAUCUGCAUAUAUCUAUAGUUAUGUUUGUGUGGGGGAAUUUGUAGCAUUCAUCAUUGGAUGGAAUCUCAUUCUAGAAUAUGUAAUAGGUUCUGCAAGUGUUGCAAGAGGUUUAAGCAAAUAUCUUGAUUCUCUUCUUAAUGAAACAAUGGAACAAACGUUUCUUGAAACCAUGCCAAUGGCUACAGAUUCCUUUGCACUAUCACCUUAUUUUGAUAUCUUUGCAUUUGGAAUAUCAUUCAUUUUAGCAGUUGCACUUUCCUUGGGUGUUAAGGAAUCAUCUUUAGUAAACAGCCUAUUUACCAUAGUAAAUAUCGCUGUUGUUCUGUUUGUAAUCCUUGCUGGUUCAUUCAAAGCUGAUUCAAAGAACUGGGCUAUAAAGAAAGAAGACAUUAUCACCGAUAGUCCUCAGGGUGGAGGAGAGGGAGGAUUUUUUCCUUUUGGUGUCAGUGGUGCUAUAAAAGGAGCUGCCACCUGCUUCUAUGGCUUUGUUGGUUUCGAUUGUGUAGCCACUACAGGUGAAGAAGUGAGGAACCCCCAGAAAGCAAUCCCAAUUGCUAUCAUUUUGUCCCUCACCAUUAUCUUCCUCUCCUAUUUUGGAGUUUCAACUGUCCUGACUCUCAUGUGGCCAUAUUAUUUACAGGAUUCUGAUGCCCCAAUUCCGAAGGUGUUUCUUGAGACAGGCUGGCCUGUUGCACAGUGGAUAGUAACAAUAGGAGGAAUAUUCGGGCUGUGUGCAAGUCUAUUUGGAGCAAUGUUCCCUCUGCCUCGAAUCAUUUAUGCAAUGGCUAUGGAUGGACUUAUAUUCCAAUUCCUAGGGAAAGUCCACCACUACUUCAAGACACCUUUUUAUGGCACACUAAUAGCUGGUCUAUUAACAGGUUUAAUGGCAGCAAUUUUUGACCUUGAUCAGCUGGUGAAUAUGAUGUCAAUUGGAACUCUUCUUGCAUACACUAUUGUAGCUGCCUGUGUCUUGCUUCUUCGGUACAAAGCUGAUGUCCACGAGGAAACUGAAGGUUAUGCAUUGCUUCCAUCAGAUGGGAAGGAUAAUGGAGAGGAGACUGUAUACACAGACCUUGAACUCUGUGGAGGUAGUGACAUUGUAAGUUCAGAGUACAUUGAAUCAACAAACCUGGUCACUCUUAAGGAGCCUGUAACGUUUGGAACAGUCUCAAGGCAGCUGUUUAAUCCAUUCAGAAAGAAGCAUCCAACAUUUCUGUCAUCAAGUGUUGUCACUGUAGAAGUUCUGGUGUUUGGUAUACUGUCUACAUUAUUGGGCCUGUGUGUUGUUUUCUGGGAACGUGAUUUGGCAGACCUCAAUCCUUGGGCUCUUUCUGUGACCUCUGUCAUAGGUGGCAUAUUGGUUCUCAUCUUGCUGUCAGUCAGUUUGCAGCCACCUUCUUCUAAGCCUCUCUCCUUCAAGGUGCCUUUUGUGCCAGUGGUCCCUGCAGUGAGCAUUGUGAUAAACAUUUAUCUAAUGCUUAGGCUGGAUGGGAACACAUGGAUCCGAUUUGGUGUAUGGAUGGCCAUUGGUGUGAUGCUCUACUUUGGAUACAGCAUUCGACACAGUGAGGAGGCAAUGUUCCAUUGUAAAACACCAAUUCCAGUGAAAGACUGGCUCUGGGGCUCAUGAAGUCUCCUAUCCAAUGGGCAUUGGCUUGGUGGUAAGCUGGCAAGGGAUGAAGCUGACUACACACCAUCAUCUAGUGCCAGGACUUAGUAUACUUCCAUUCUUCCAUCUGUCUUCAUUAAGCACAAGGAAAACUCCAUUUUCUUACCUGUGUUCCAAAACAGAUAAUAAAAGGGAAGCCACUCUAGGGAGUGACUGAACACAAAGAAAAAAUAAAUCUGCAAAUCUAGGCUUUUCCAAGUUUGAAGAAGAGCAGAUAAGUUAUUUUGGUGAACUGAAACUAGAUUCAGGUUGAUCAGUCUCAAUCAUAUAAAGGCAAAUACUGCCAAUGUGCGACUCAAUUUCGAACAAAUUAUAAGCAUGGUUAAAAGCGAAUAACCAGACAAAACCUUCAUCAAAAUUGUAAUUUUGUUUUACUAUUACAAGCACAAUAAAAAUAUUAAAGGGCUGGUGUCACAUUUCCACUCAACUCCCUUCAAUCAUAUGGGUCAAUGCACGAAAAGUCUCUUCCAAUCUCUUCUUUCUUCUAAUCUUUCCUUUUCAAUUUCUUGCCUGAUCUUUCCUCUCUUCUUGACGUCUUAAAAAAUUUGACUAAACCAUAUUCCAUCUGGGUCAUGCCAUAUGUAUCUUUCCUUAAAAUUUCAAUUCUAAACCCCACUUUGUUCUAUUUAUUCUCUUUACACAGCCACAAAAGUGUAAUAAUUUCACUUUUAAUUGUUAACAAAUUCAAAUUUUAAAUUCUCUAAAAUUUUUCAUUUAUAAUUCUGCCCCUUCUUGUUCAUCAGUCAGUACUUCUCAAAUAUAUCCAUGGUCUACUCUUAUCUCUUUGUUCAUUUUAAGCAGUAAAAUUUAUCAUGGUUAUUAAAAAAUCACUUCAUGAAGGUGCAGAAAAAAUGGGGAGUGAAGUUCCUUGCAACCUAUGCUUUAACAUUAGAUGAAGGAAAGUUGUCAGCUUCAUGUCAGCUGAUCCCCCCUCAAGGAAAGAAUAAUUCCUGGAUACUCAUUUGCUACAAGGAUGCAUGCAGUGAUAAGAGGAUUCCAAAACUCCUGGCUCAGACUGGAACUCCAUCCAGCCUGCAGUUCAGAUCCAUCAUGACAUCAAUUGUCUGAAGACUGAAUUUCUUUUAAAUAAUAUAUAUAUAUAAAUUCAGUUCAUACCUCACAGGAACCAGUUAAUGCUGUUCAGGGAAACAGUCGUUGUUUAAUGUGAGAACCACAGAAGACUCACAAAUACACUCUAUGGGCAGAUUGCAGAGUUUCAUUCUGUUAAAGUAGGUGAUACAUAUACGACCACUGGGC